Penicillium daleae is the source of this 1653-nucleotide messenger RNA. RefSeq names its product MDR family MFS transporter. NCBI's taxonomy places the organism in Eukaryota, Fungi, Ascomycota, Eurotiomycetes, Eurotiales, Aspergillaceae. The transcript has 4 exons. The coding region runs from base 1 to 1653 and encodes 550 amino acids. The record is from RefSeq and is a predicted model, not a curated record. Gene Ontology annotation, biological process: transmembrane transport. Gene Ontology annotation, molecular function: transmembrane transporter activity.
AUGGCAGAACGAUCAGUGACUCGUGACAGCCAGGAUGAUGGGUCUGUUGAAAGCCGUGACGAUAUCCCCCUCAAGAAAGCUACGGAUGAUGACAAUCUCGAUGAUGAGACGCAAAGUUAUCCAUCGACCUUACAACUGAUACCAAUUCUGGUCGGGCUGUGUCUUCAGUCUAUAUGCAUUGCCUUGGACAACACAAUCCUAUCAACGGCGGUUCCAAAGAUCACAGAGCAAUUCAAAUCCCUUGAAGACCUGUCCUGGUAUGCAAGCGCGUAUCUUCUCACGACCUGUGCAGUCACCCUUCCAUUUGGUAGGAUAUAUUCCUUCUACUCCACGAAAUGGACAUAUAUGAUCGCCCUGGCACUAUUUGAGAUUGGAUCGUUGAUAUGCGCUGUGACGCCAACAUCAAAGGGUUUAAUACUUGGGAGAGCCAUCGCUGGGAUUGGAUCUGGGGGAAUGUCACCCGGUGCUCUGCUUGUCCUGGCCAAUAGCGUCCCACUUCAUCGCCGGGCACUCUAUUUCGGGAUCAUAGGGAGCGCCAGCGGGAUAGCGACUAUCACUGGGCCGAUGCUAGGUGGAGUGUUGACUGAUCGGGCCAGCUGGCGAUGGUGUUUCUGGCUCAACCUACCCCUUGGUGCGAUUACCGCGCUCUUCAUGACAAUAUUUUUCAAAGACUCGAAAAAACGCCAAAAGGUCUCACCUGGGCGUUUGAAACAAAUCAAUCAAAUCGAUCCACUUGGGAUUGCUGCCUUUAUUCCCGCCAUAAUAUCCCUGCUAUUGACGCUUCAGUGGGGAGGGACCAAGUACGACUGGACAAAUUCACGAAUAAUUGCCCUAUUCAUUGUCUUUGCAGUAUUCGGGACAUUAUGGUGCGCUAUACAACUUUGGAAGCAAGAUGAUGCCACUGUUCCACCCCGUCUGCUCAAGGAUCGCAAUGUACUUGGGGCUGUGAUACAUGCAACGUUUCUGGGAGGUUCAUUCUUCGUUUUUGGAUACUACCUUCCUAUAUGGUUUCAGGCCAUUCAACAAGUGUCGGCCGCAGAGUCAGGAGUCAACAACCUGCCCAUGGUUGUCACGAUGAUCGUGUGCUCUGCAGUUGCAGGAGUUGUCGUAGAUCUCCUUGGUUAUUACACGCCAUUGAUGUUCCUUGGAAGCGCCCUUCUCACUGUUGGUUGUGGUCUUUGUACGACUUUUAAGGUACAUACACAUCACGCCCUCUGGAUAGGAUACGAGGUUAUCAUUGGAGUCGGAGCUGGAGUGGGGUUUCAACAGUGCUACAACGCCCUCCAGACUGUCCUUCCGCUGAAUGAUAUUCCUAUUGGCAUUGCCAUUAUCACGUUCUCACAGAGUCUGAGCGGGGCUCUAUUCAUCUCUAUUGCGCAAAAUGUCUUCCAAAACCGCUUGAUUGAGAACAUGACCCGCUAUGCUCCAAUGAUUGAUCCUGGAGCUAUCAUCCAAGGGGGUGCAGCGAAUCUGGCAGAGCGAAUCCCGCCGAGACUCCUCCCAUCAGCGCUUUUUGCAUAUAAUAUUGCGGUCACUCAGACAUUUUAUGUGUCGGUGGGCACAGCCGCACUAUCCUUCCUCGGAGCAGGCCUUGUGGAAUGGAAAUCAAUGCGAAAGGAACAAAAAUGUGAGGAGACGAAGGAUUCACUAUGA